CGCCAGAUAUCACCAUAAUCUAUGUGGUUUAGAUACACAGUUAACGCACGGCUAAUGCUGAGAUAUGAUAUAAACCCGGAGUACUAGGUGACUAAAUGAUACAUUCCUUGAAUUACCUCUUAUUUCCAGUUGUUCAAGGUACAAAUUUCACGCACUAUUUCCAAAACUCUUCCAGGCUUAUGCAUCUAGAUCACUGCCUAACGCAAAUUUGUCCAGUAAAUGAUGCAGAAUAUACCUGACAGGAAGAUGCAGCUCUACCCCGCAAAUUGCCCAUUCACAAACAAUGAGCCUACCCGUAUUGAUUCCGUGUAUUUUUUUGCUGAUUCGCACCAUCAAUACCUUCUUGCCGUCCCCGAACUUGUGGGCUUCCAAUCGCGCUGUAAUAAAACAGUCGCGUUUUGCCAACCCAUGCCGAAAAUGUCGUGUUUUGACGAUUCGUGCCUUCUCCUAAUCACCCGAGACAAACAAGAUCCAGACUUUCUACCUAUAGCUUCACAUUUAUCCUUCUUCAACUUCCCACGGCCAGUUCUAACUUAUUUCCAAGGUAUGCGUCUGAUUAUCCAAUACUCUACUUUGUGGUAUACAAAGGGCUACCUGAAAACCACUGGGGGAUAUACACCCAAGUUUGAUUCUCCUACACCAUUGGCUAUUGCUUCGGGCCUUAACUCCAAGCGAUAUCUAAAAGGUUAGCCUUGGGGUCUCUUGCCCGCAACUUGCUCAAAAAAGUGGCGCCAAAACCACUCUAAUGAGUAAUCAAGAGAUUCAAACUUCAGAUGAGCUUUCAGCCUUUUUUCUUGGCUCCUUCAGCUUUUCGCGAUCCCCCACUAAAGC
Molecule: messenger RNA, 831 nt
Organism: Babjeviella inositovora NRRL Y-12698
Lineage: Eukaryota; Fungi; Ascomycota; Pichiomycetes; Serinales
Exons: 1
Coding region: 220-690 (156 amino acids)
Source: RefSeq, a predicted model, not a curated record